UCUGCUAUCAGAGGGUUACUUCCUGCAGAAGGUUCUGUGGAAUUUAUAAUAAACACGGAAAAACAAAUUUGUGCAACGAAGAAAAAUAAAUAAAUAUAUAUUAUAUAUAUAUAUAGAGAGAGAGAGAGAGAGAUUAGAGAGAAGGAAAAAGAAAGAGAGAAAGAAAAACAACGGUUUUAUGAUUGUAGUGAGUUGUAAGAAAUGAUCAAAGGUGGGUUUCGUGACAUCUUUGUUGUGCUGCUAAGCCGAGAUUCUGGAAGAUCAAUAUCUCCACGUAAUCUACUCUAACCAUCUACGCUACCACUCCAAGAUUUUCCCCUUAAAAUAAUAACUGUUCCUUCCUUUCAUGCUUCCUAAUUUGGUUAUUUAUGUGCUGUCUCUUGUUGGAUUCAAAAUUCCCCUGAUGAACUGGAUUCUGGGUGGGUUUGGCAUAAUUCGGGUUUAUUCUUCGCCUUCUUUUUUUGGGUUCUGAUUGUUUCGUCAUUUUCGCCGCCUGCCUCUUCAUACACGCCGUUUCAGUCUCCUCCUCAUUGUUGGGUUCGGUGCGUCUGUUUUUUGAGUUGGGUUGCUUUUAACUAGGGUUUUUGAGAGGAUCUAAGGUUAAAGUUUUCGUUUUUCCACGAAUAUCUGUGUUGGGUAUGUGCGAAGUUGAGCUAUUGUUGCAGCGUUUAGUUUGGGUUGAUUGAUUUGUAAUUUUGUCGUAAAGGGUUUUUUUGUGUGUGUGUGUUUUGUUUUUUCCUGCCGAUGGUUGGGCUCGUUUCCAGAUGCAGUAAUCUUAGAAUUUAUUAGGUUCCAAAUCGAUAAACUUCUCCUUUUUUUGGGGUUAAAGUAAAAAAGCUUUUCUGUUAUAAAAAGAAAGAAAGGUUAGAUUGGGUUGCUACGGUGUUGUUGUUUCAGCUAUAGCUGAGAGUUUGACGUGAUCCCUUUUAUUUGGUCUUGAUUGAUUUUCUUUUUUGGUGGAAGGAGGUUGUGAUUAAGGCCUUGUUGUGUUGAUUGGGACUUAGUGGUGGAUAAGAUGAGUUCCAGCUUGACUGGUAGUUUGGUCCAUGAAGGCCAGCUUCUGGUUCAUAUUGCUGAGAAUGGACACUCGUUUGAGUUGAAUUGUGAUGAAAACACGCUUGUUGAGGAAGUUAUGCGGUCAAUUGAGGAAGUUACCGGGAUUAAUCUCAGUGAUCAGCUUGUUCUUUGUUUGGAUAUGAAACUUGAGUCGCAGAGGCCACUGUCUGCAUACAAGCUUCCAUCUGAUGAAAGAGAAGUUUACAUAUUCAAUAAGGCAAGGCUUCAAAACAACUCGCUACCUCCACCACCAGAGCAAGUUGAUAUCCCCAGAAAUUUGGAGCCUCCAUCACCAUCUUCCUCUCAUGAUCCACACCCUCUUGAUGAUGCUUCAGAUCCUGCUUUGAAGGCUUUACCUUCUUAUGAGCGGCAAUUCAGGUACCAUUAUCAUCGAGGGUAUGCCAUUUAUACUGGUACCAUGAUGAAAUAUGAGCAUUGUGAGAGGCUUUUGAGAGAACAGAUGGUCCAAGAAAGAGCAGUGGAGGUUGCUAGGGGUAAUUUGGAUCAGUACUAUCGAAUGAUAAACCAAAACUAUACGGAUUUCAUGAAUCGUUUUAUGCAACAACACAGGAUACAUUCUGGUCUCUUGGUGAAUUUUGGGAAGGAUGUUGAUAAACUCAGAUCCAUCAAACUUCACCCUGCUUUACAAACUGCUAGCCGCAAAUCUUUACUGGAUUUGGUGAAGGAAGAAAACUUGCGGAAGUCAGUGGAGAUAUGCACCAGCUCCCACAAGCAGUUUGAGAAUAAAGUGUCACAAUUUAAGCAGACUUUUGGGGAAGUGAAGCAUCGGGUUGAGGAAGUGUUGUCCAGCAGGGCUUUCUUGCCCAUCAAGAAUUUAGAACAAGCAAUUAAAGAUCAUCAGAGAUAUACAAGUGAACAAAAGAGCAUCAUGCAAUCUCUGAGCAAAGAUGUUAACACUGUAAAGAAACUGGUGGAUGACUGUCUAUCCUCCCAAUUAUCCUCCUCACUUCGUCCUCAUGAUGCAGUUUCAGCCUUGGGUCCUAUGUAUGAUGUUCAUGACAAAAAUCACUUGCCUAAAAUGCAGGCUUGUGAUCGUGCUAUUUCUAAGCUACUUGACUUUUGCAAGGAAAAGAAGAAUGAAAUGAACAUCUUUGUGCACAAUUACAUGCAAAGCAUAACUUAUGUUUCUUAUCUCAUCAAAGAUCAGAAGCUACAGUUUCCUGUAUUUAAAGAGGCAAUGGCUCGUCAGGAUGGCUUAUUUGUGGAUUUAAAGUUGUUUCAUGGUAUUGGUCCUGCAUAUAGAGCUUGCCUUGCAGAAAUAGUGAGACGAAAGGCUUCUAUGAAGCUCUACAUGGGCAUGGCUGGGCAAAUGGCUGAAAAGCUUGCUACAAAACGGGAGGUUGAGGUCAGGAGACGAGAGGAGUUUCUGAGAGCACAUAGUUCAUGCAUUCCUAGAGAUGUAUUAGCAUCUAUGGGGUUGUUUGACACUCCUAACCAAUGUGAUGUCAAUAUAGCUCCAUUUGAUGUUGGUUUGCUUAAUAUUGACAUAUCAGAUGUGGAUCGAUAUGCACCUGAGUAUCUAGCAGGAGUAACUUCCAAGCUGGAGAAGCAUGGAAGCUUUAAAAGUUCAUCUGCUUUGAGUAGUGAUAGCUCUCAAUUGGCUGAGGCUGUAGAUAUUGCUGUUGACUCAAUUGAGAGAUAUGAUUCUGAGGACCUCCUUGAUGGCAGUGAGUUGGUAGAAAUUGCUGGAACCAGCAAGAUGGAAGUUGAGAAUGCAAAACUGAAAGCUGAGCUUGCUGCUAGAAUAGCUUUAAUAUGUUCUCUAUGCCCUGAGGUAGAGUAUGAGUCACUGGAUGAAGAAAGGGCAGAUAAUAUACUGAAGAAUGCCACAGAGAAGACAGCAGAAGCCUUGCAUUUGAAAGAUGAAUAUAUUAAACAUGUUCAUUCCAUGCUUAAGAUGAAGCAGAUGCAGUGUGUGUCAUAUGAGAAACGUAUACAAGAAUUGGAGCAUAAAUUGUCUGAUCAAUAUGUGCAGGGGCAAAAGAUGUCCAGUGUAAAUGAUGCAGCUGACUUUCCCCUUGUGACUGGGAAGACAGAUAAUUGCAAGUCAGAAUAUGAGAGUGGUGAAGCCCACAUGCCUUGCAUAUCUACUUCCGAGUCCAUGGAUGAGGUUUCAUGCAUCUCAAGUUCCUUGGAUGCAAAACUUGGUCUGUUCACUGAACGAAUGGGUAAAGCUUUAGAUGGGGUGGAUGAAAACAUGUUUGAUUCCUCUGGAGUACAGAACCCACAGUUGGAUUCAUCUAUGAUGGAGCCUUAUCGUGAAGAAGUGCAAAGUGGUGAUAAAGAUAAAAAAGAUAAGAUGGUCGGACAAUUGGGCAUGUCACUAACAAACAGUUCUACUGCUGAGAGCUUGCCUGUGUCACACGAUCUUGUACCUUGUGACUCAGCCGUUUGUCCAGACUUGGAUUCCAAAGUAAAUGUUGAUAAGUUGUUCGAACUGCAAAGUGAACUUGCAGAUAAGUCAAAUCAAUUGAACGAAACUGAGACUAAGCUUAAAGCUGUUUUGGAUGAGGUUGCUGUGCUCAGAAGGGAGUUGGAGGCAAGUCAAAAACUGCUUGAUGAAUCUCAGAUGAAUUGUGCUCACCUGGAGAGUUGUUUGCAUGAAGCAAGAGAGGAAGCUCAGACACAAAAAAGUUCUGCUGACAGGAGGGCUUCAGAGUAUAGUUUACUGCGUGCAUCUCUUAUUAAAAUGCGCAGCUUUUUUGAAAGGCUCAAGACCUGUGUAUAUUCUCCUGGCGGUGUGGCUGGUUUUGCAGAUUCCCUGCAUAAUUUGGCGCAAUCUUUAUCCAAUUCUGCUAAUGACAGAGAUGAUGAUGAUAUUGCCGAGUUCCGAAAAUGUAUCCGUGUAUUGGCCGAUAAAGUUGGUUUCUUAUCCGGGCACCGUAAAGAGUUACUUGAGAAGUACACAAGACUGGAAGCUGCUAACGAACUGCUUCGGAAAGACUUGGAGGAAAAAAUAGAUCAGGUCAAAACUUAUUACAAUAAGCAUCAACUUGAGAAGCAGGCAAAUAAAGAGAAGAUUUCUUUUGGUUGCCUUGAAGUUCAUGAGAUUGCUGCUUUCGUGCUCACUCCAGCUGGGCAUUAUGAGGCAAUUAGUAGGAACUGCUCUAACUACUACUUAUCUACUGAAUCUGUGGCCUUAUUUGCAGACCAUCUUCCAAGCAGACCUAACUACAUUGUUGGACAAAUUGUGCAUAUUGAACGCCAAAUUGUGAAGGCAGUGCCCGAACAUGGUAGGGCAGAAAAGGGGACUGAGUGGUUGUCCUUGAAUUCAGGAUCAACUCCAAACCCAUAUGGUCUCCCUGUUGGCUGUGAAUAUUUCCUAGUGACUGUAGCCAUGUUACCUGAUACCACUAUUCAUUCAUCCUCUACUUCCUGAUCCUGCAUCGUCCUGGCAGAUUAGACGUGAUGGAAGAAUUCAAUUGUACAUAAAAAACAACAUUCAAAGUCCUAAUGCUCUUCAUGGGUGAUCAACAAGUUAACCAUUUGUGCAGCUGAUGAACCCAUUCUCUUUCAAUCUCUCCCCUUUGUACAUAUUUCUACCUUUUUAUGAUAUUGUACAAAC
Messenger RNA from Gastrolobium bilobum, 4642 nucleotides. Its product is annotated as autophagy-related protein 11. Gene Ontology annotation, molecular function: protein kinase binding; molecular adaptor activity. Lineage: Eukaryota; Viridiplantae; Streptophyta; Magnoliopsida; Fabales; Fabaceae. The record is from RefSeq and is a predicted model, not a curated record. The transcript is spliced from 5 exons. Gene Ontology annotation, cellular component: extrinsic component of membrane; Atg1/ULK1 kinase complex; phagophore assembly site membrane. The coding region runs from base 1016 to 4456 and encodes 1146 amino acids. Gene Ontology annotation, biological process: autophagy of peroxisome; autophagy of mitochondrion; positive regulation of protein phosphorylation.